GUGCGAGGGGUGGGUCCGUGGUGGCGGUGGGGGUGGACAGCCGCCUGCGCAUGUCAAGGCUGACUGAACACACACGGUCAAGGGGGACCCGGAGAAGGGCAGCCGGUCACCCGCCAACCAGGGUCGGGGCCCCGGCACUCUCUAGGGGCGAGCUCCCUAGAAGGGGCCCACCCUCCCCAGCGAUCGGUGGCCGACUGGAGCUCCCGCCUACUUCCCCGCCCCUCCGGACCUUCCCGCAGAAGGCGGUUGUGGACUGGACCGAGGUGGAACGAAUUUUGGAGCUCAGACGGGAGGCCCCGGUGGCUUUGGGUGUGGGGGGCACGCCCAGCUGGAGAAGGCGGUGCAGGCUGAUGAAGCCGAAGCUCGCGGGUCUUGGUGGAUCCUGGUCGGAGAGCAGCGGUUCCCAGGGGAGCCCCGGAAGCCUGCCGCGAGAGAAAAGAUGCCUGCCUUCAACAGAUUGUUUCCCCUGGUUUCCCUCGUGCUCAUCUUCUGGGUCAGUGCCUGCUUCCCUGUGUGUGUGGAAGUGCCCUCGGAGACGGAGGCCGUUCAGGGCAACCCCAUGAAGCUACGCUGCAUCUCCUGCAUGAAGAGAGAGGAGGUGGAGGCCACCACGGUGGUGGAAUGGUUCUACAGGCCCGAGGGCGGUAAAGAUUUCCUUAUCUACGAGUAUCGAAACGGUCAGCAGGAGGUGGAGAGUCCUUUCCAGGGGCGCCUGCAGUGGAACGGAAGCAAGGACUUGCAGGAUGUGUCCAUCACUGUGCUCAACGUCACCCUGAAUGACUCUGGCCUCUACACCUGCAACGUGUCCCGGGAGUUCGCCUUUGAGGCACAUCGCCCUUUUGUGAAGACCACUCGGCUGAUCCCCCUCCGUGUCACCGAGGAGGCUGGAGAGGACUUCACCUCUGUGGUCUCCGAGAUCAUGAUGUACAUCCUCCUGGUCUUCCUCACCUUGUGGCUGCUCAUUGAGAUGAUAUAUUGCUACAGGAAGGUCUCGAAGGCCGAAGAGGCAGCUCAAGAAAACGCGUCUGACUACCUUGCCAUCCCAUCAGAGAACAAAGAGAACUCUGCGGUACCAGUGGAGGAAUAGAAGGGUGUGACUAAGGUGAUGUACAAGGAAGGGCAGGCAAAGGUGGACAAGGAUGGCAGUUUGUACAAGGGACUUGGUCACCCACACCCACGUGACUUUAAAUUUGACCCCAUAGAUUUUUACCCUACCCAGAGUCCCCACCUUCAAGGUACUUCUUAAAGUUGACACCCAGGUCACAAAGCUCUGUGUGACAUCAAGCCCUUCAGAAAGUGAAUUGCUUUGGCUUGAGCAAUUUGAACUUCUUACCCACAGUGACAAAAAGUAGUUCCCCCACUCCCUCCUUUGUAAGGAUUGUGGAUUUGGUCAGUCUUUGACUGGCCUGGACUGGGCCAGUCUGGAAAUUCUCAGUGAGUUGUUUUAUUAUUGGCAGGUGGGCUGAACACUGAGGGACUGGAUAUUCCAGGUUGAGUGAUAUUAGCAGCGCCAGGAGAUGCCCCAGGGACCAGAUCACUUCCUUUCACGAUACCAUCCUUCUAUUCACUCAUCAUAUAUCCGCUCACCUCUGAACUUUCACCUCUGACUUCCUAACUCCAUCAGACCUCUACACACCAUAAGACUCAGCCAGAAAUGAGGAGUCAACAUUUCUACAGACUCAACCUCACCCUGUUCUAGCUUUCAAGCAAAGAGCUACCAUGCCAAUUGGACUUCCUGUGCUCCAAAUGACUUUGUACAAAUGCUGGAGAUGGCACACCCUUCUCUCCCUAACUGGUUGGAAUUGGCUCAUUCUUCAUUGCUUCAAGUGAAUGGAUGUCUUAAUGGAAGGAAGCAGCAAUGAUUAAUUUGGUUAAAGCAGGAGCAUCAUGAAGUGGGAUUCCUUGAAGUCAGUUUUUAUUUCAAGUUCCUGGCCGACUUGACUAGAGCAUCAGAGCAAAGCAUGCCUUCCUAGGAUCCAAAGUGAUAGAAAAUUUACUAAGCAUGGACCAAGAUGUUCUCUGGAACCUGGUACUCUGGGGCUAGAUCCUGAUAGGUCACUAAAGACUAGGUUGGACUCAGCCCUUCAAGAAGCCAAAGACAGAAGUGGCUCUUCAAAUCAUACAACAUGUUCAUUACCCUAUUAGCCAAUCUUUUUCUGAACUCUAGCAAUGUUGUUCCUGAUCACCCAAGCUCUCGACAACCUAAUGGCAG
Molecule: messenger RNA, 2212 nt
Organism: Suricata suricatta (meerkat)
Lineage: Eukaryota; Metazoa; Chordata; Mammalia; Carnivora; Herpestidae
Gene: SCN3B
Product: sodium voltage-gated channel beta subunit 3
Exons: 7
Coding region: 440-1087 (215 amino acids)
Biological process (GO): ventricular cardiac muscle cell action potential; sodium ion transport; regulation of heart rate by cardiac conduction
Cellular component (GO): voltage-gated sodium channel complex
Molecular function (GO): sodium channel regulator activity
Source: RefSeq, a predicted model, not a curated record